AUGGCUGCUCUCGCCGGCUGCCGGGCGGUCCGCCUGACCGCGCCCGCCCGCGUCAACUCCCUGAAGCGCUCCGCCUCCGUCCGCCAAUCGGCGGUCCGGAUGGCCGUGCCCCGCUCGCGCGGCGCCCUCAGCGUCGCCGCCGCGGCCAAGAACUACAAGAUCACCCUCCUCCCCGGCGACGGCAUCGGCCCCGAGAUCAUGGCCGUCGCGAAGGACAUCCUCGUCGAGGUCGGCUCCCAGAGGGACAUCGCCUUCGACUUCACCGAGUGCCUCGUGGGCGGCGCCGCGAUCGACGCCACCGGCGUGCCCCUGCCCCCCGAGACCCUCGCCACGUGCCAAGCCUCCGACGCCGUCCUCCUCGCCGCCAUCGGCGGCUACAAGUGGGAUACACUCCCCGCCGACCAGAGGCCCGAGCAGGGUCUCCUCGGCCUCCGCGCGGGCCUCGGCGUCUUCGCCAACCUUCGCCCCGCCAACAUCCUCCCCCAGCUCAUCGACGCAUCCUCCCUCAAGCGCGAAGUCGUCGAGGGCACCGACAUCAUGGUCGUCCGCGAACUCAUCGGAGGCAUCUACUUCGGCAAGCCCAAGGGAUUCGGCACGGACGAGGCCGGCAACCGCACCGGUUUCAACACCAUGGUCUACUCCGUCCCCGAGAUUGAGCGCAUCGCUCGCGUCGGGUUCGAGACGGCGAAGAAGCGAAGCAACCGACUGUGCUCCGUGGAGAAGUCCAACGUCCUGGAGGUGAGCCAGCUGUGGAAGGAGAUCGUCACGAAGGUGCACCAGGAGGAGUACCCGGAAGUGGAGCUCUCGCACAUGUACGUGGACAACGCGGCGAUGCAGAUCAUCCGCGCUCCCACCCAAUUCGACACCAUCGUCACCGGCAACAUCUUCGGCGACAUCCUCUCCGACGCGGCUUCGAUGCUCACCGGUUCCAUCGGCAUGCUCCCCUCCGCGGCGGUCGGCACCGACGGCCCGGGGCUUUACGAGCCCGUGCACGGCUCCGCGCCCGACAUCGCGGGCACGGACAAGGCGAACCCCCUCGCGCAGGUGCUCUCCGCGGCGAUGAUGCUGAGGUACCAGUUCGGCGAGGAGGAGGCGGCGGCGCAGAUCGAGAAGGCUGUGAACGACGCGCUGGACGAGGGGUACCGCACGGGCGAUAUCAUGUCCAGCGGGUGCACCCAGGUGGGCUGCGUGAAGAUGGGUGAGAUCCUCAUGGAGAAGAUCAAGGCCUAA
This is a messenger RNA of Micromonas commoda, 1230 nucleotides long. RefSeq lists its product with no specific name. The coding region runs from base 1 to 1230 and encodes 409 amino acids. NCBI's taxonomy places the organism in Eukaryota, Viridiplantae, Chlorophyta, Mamiellophyceae, Mamiellales, Mamiellaceae. Gene Ontology annotation, molecular function: NAD binding; magnesium ion binding; 3-isopropylmalate dehydrogenase activity. Gene Ontology annotation, cellular component: cytosol. Gene Ontology annotation, biological process: L-leucine biosynthetic process. The record is from RefSeq and is a predicted model, not a curated record. The transcript has a single exon.